Messenger RNA from Chlamydomonas reinhardtii, 1211 nucleotides. RefSeq lists its product as uncharacterized. The record is from RefSeq and is a predicted model, not a curated record. The coding region runs from base 76 to 684 and encodes 202 amino acids. The transcript is spliced from 5 exons. NCBI's taxonomy places the organism in Eukaryota, Viridiplantae, Chlorophyta, Chlorophyceae, Chlamydomonadales, Chlamydomonadaceae.
CGUGAAAAUAAGUUCUCUGCGUUAUUUUGUGAACACGCUGAUUAAUCCACCUGCUCCGACACGCAAUUCUGCAAAAUGGCCAGUCGCAUUCUGGGCAAGCUGCGCCCCAGCACCAGCGCUCUGUUUGUCUGCGACGUCCAGGAGAAGUUCCGGCCGCUCAUCGCGGGCUUCCCCACCGUCAUCGACACCACCAAGCGCAUGGUACUGGGCGCUAAGUGCCUGGACAUCCCGGUGCUGGUCACCGAGCAGUACCCCAAGGCCCUAGGAUCCACGGUGUCAGAGGUGGCGGGUGUGCUGCCCCCAGGCACGCCACCCGCCUUCGCCAAAACCCUGUUCUCCAUGCUCACACCCGAGGUCGACUCCUGGCUCAAGACCAAACCCGACGUCAAGCAGGUCAUGCUUGUGGGCAUCGAGGCGCACGUGUGUGUGUUCCAGACCUCCCUGGACCUCAUCGAGCGGGGGUACGAGGUGCACCUGCUGACGGACGGCGUGUCGUCAUCGCGCCCCCACCACCGCGCCGCCGCACUGCAGCGCAUGGCGCAAGCGGGCGUGUUGUUCAGUACCAGUGAGAUGGCGCUGUUCCAGCUGUGUGGGGACGCCAAGCACCCGCGCUUCAAGGAGGUCAGCGCGCUGGUGAAGGAGGGACAGGCGGCGGAGCCGUUCGCAUUCACCGCCUCGCUCUGAGGGCUGAGGAGGGUGCUGGAGGACGGCGCUGGAGGAGGUGGGGGGCUGGGAGUGGAGGGCAGUUUAGGUUGACAGUUGUUUUGCGCAGGCAGCAAAAGACCGAGAGGGGGUGGAUGUACUGAUUGGUUGAGAGGGGAAGGGCAUUCGUGGGGGGAGGGGCAGGCGGCACCAGGAGCUGCGAUGCGUCAUAAUGGUUCUGCCGUGCCCCGUGGGCUGCUUUACCACAGCUGCAUCUUGUGGGAAGGAGAACGAAAGAAGGGGUAAGAUAGGAUGAGCGAUAGAGGAUGAACGCGCUCGGAUUUAGAUGGAAGCUCCGGUAUGACAGUGAGUUGGAGAGUGCGCCGCGUUGUGCAGCACCCGUUGUCUUGUUAAAGCCUGGCUUUUCAGUCGGGUCGUGCUGUGCGGCAGAGGUUGGGAAGGAGUGCGAUGUGAUAGGGUAAGGGCAGGGGUAAGGGGCAGGUUGGCGUACUCCCGUAAUGUGCAGCGUAUUCCCAGACCCCAACAUGUAUUUGUAACGUCAAGGCAAA